AGCUCAGUCAGCUCUCCGGGACCGGGAGCGGAGUCGGGCUCAGUCUACACUUCACGGAGGUCAGUGAGCUUCGAGCGCUCCGGCCGGCUGGAAAACAAACAGAUUUGUUCGUCUUCUUUUAGAAACAAGAAGAAGGAGAACAAGGAGAGGCUCCGGGACGCGUACGAGCUUGGACCGGGGCACAUGGAAGCACUAUGUGGACUUCGCCGUAGUUUCACUUGAGAAAAGAGGCGAAAUAACGAUGUUCACCUCGAUGCGGGCUCCAUUGCUGCCCCUUUUACUUCUUUUUCGGAUUUCUUUUUGCCAGUACUCAAGUGACCAAUGCAGCUGGAAGGGCAGCGGGCUGACCCACGAAGGCCACACCAGGGAUGUGGAGCAGGUGUACUUGCGCUGCUCACAGGGCUCUCUAGAGUGGCUCUAUCCAACGGGGGCCAUCAUCGUCAACCUCCGGCCCAACGUGGUGUCACCUGCCGCCGCCCGCCUCUCCGUCUGCAUCAAACCCCUGACGAACUCUAGCGGCACAAACCUCUUCCUGGAUCUUAAUGGGAAGCUGCGGUUGCUGCUGAGCGAGCAGGGUCAGGCGCAGGGGAAGGUGCACUGCUUUGGCAUUCAAGAGGGGGCGCUGUUCAUCGAGGCUGUCCCGCGCCUGGACAUAAGCCGGCGGAUUACUGCGUUCCAGUAUGAGCUGGUCAGCGACAGGCUGGGGGACGCACAGAAACCUGGCGCACCCUGCCAGCCCUGCAGUGAUGACCAGAUGCAUCUAGCAGUCUGCACCAGCGAUUUUGUGGCGCGUGGCACUAUUAAGAAGGUUAAUCAGGAGGAGGAGCAUUCUUCCCUCAGCGUGGAGAUCAGCCGCCUUUACAGACAGAAAACACAGAUCUUUGUAUCUGGGGGUGUGAGGGUACGGAACUGGACCGGCCUCAUCAAGAUGCCCCGCCAUUGCGGGGCAAAGGUUGGAGAGGGUGAGUUUCUCUUCAUGGGGAUGGUGAGGUUUGGAGAAGCCUGGAUGAGCUGUGCGCCACGGUACAAAGACUUCAUGCGGAUGUAUCAGGAGGCACAGCAGCUGGGGACUAACCUCUGUCAAGUAGACACCGACUGACUCCUUUCCUCGGUCGCCGUUGGAAAUGGAGCCGGCCCCCGUGGGAGGGUUGGGUCAGAGAGGCUGAAAGACUGGCAGAACCUCGCUCCUCUCCUGCCACCCCACGAGUAUUUCAGUAACGAUGCAUGGAGCUCCCGAAUGUAAUGAAGCAGCUCUAUUUUCAGUGCUGAAGCAGGCGCAGCGCGUUCGGACUUUCCUCCUCUGCACGGUGAACCGCAGUUUAAAAUGUAGCGAAACUCUGUUUGGUUUUAUAUGUAUAAAAUGUGAACAAUUGUUGUACAUUUUGAUGUUUUGUGUGCUUUGUAAAAAGCUUGAUGUACAGUUCUGAACAUGUUUCUAAAGACAAAUGUAUAUAAAGUGAAAGACUCUUAUUUUGUUAAAAAAAUAUUUUCAAUUUAUUGCCUGGCUUUUGUUCUCAGGCUGCACAAUUGUUAAAAAAAAACAAACCAAAAAAGUGUUCUAUCCUGAAAAAUAAAAAGUUUUUAUUUCUUUGCCUAAAA
Oryzias latipes (Japanese medaka) is the source of this 1599-nucleotide messenger RNA. It is a transcript of the gene metrnla, whose product is annotated as meteorin like, glial cell differentiation regulator a. Gene Ontology annotation, molecular function: hormone activity. Lineage: Eukaryota; Metazoa; Chordata; Actinopteri; Beloniformes; Adrianichthyidae. The record is from RefSeq and is a predicted model, not a curated record. Gene Ontology annotation, biological process: positive regulation of brown fat cell differentiation; energy homeostasis.